Molecule: messenger RNA, 2245 nt
Organism: Exophiala viscosa
Lineage: Eukaryota; Fungi; Ascomycota; Eurotiomycetes; Chaetothyriales; Herpotrichiellaceae
Exons: 5
Coding region: 247-2133 (628 amino acids)
Biological process (GO): DNA-templated transcription; regulation of transcription by RNA polymerase II
Cellular component (GO): chromatin
Molecular function (GO): RNA polymerase II cis-regulatory region sequence-specific DNA binding; zinc ion binding; DNA-binding transcription factor activity, RNA polymerase II-specific
Source: RefSeq, a predicted model, not a curated record
UGGAAAUGAUAAGCGAUCAGCGAGGCGCACCAGCCCCCAACCCAAUCCCGACGCCUUUAGGGCUUCGUGCAGGUCCAAAUACACGUUGUUCGUAAGCAAUGAACAACUGGCGUAUAUCAAGUAUCGCUUUGCAGGAUGACUGUUUUCCGAAUGGGCGAAACUGCACCGACCUCACUAUGAACACUCAAGGCUCAUCGAAUUGUGUUCUAGACCAAGCAACUUGACGGAGACUCUCACGCAUGCACAAUGAGCGCUGAAGUACAAGAACCAAGUACUUCCACGAAGCCAUGGGUGUGCUGCUUCUGUAGCAAAUCUUACCACAGAUCUGACGUUCUCCGGCGACAUUAUAUUCGCUGUUCGUCCAGAGGUCAGCAGCCCAUCCCCGAAAGGCUCAAGAAAGGGAAGAAAUCCACAGCAUGUGAUGCAUGUGCUCGGUCGAAACUACGUUGUGAUCUAGAGUGUCCUUGCGAGACUUGUCUUGCACAUGGCUACGAAUGUACCUAUGUUCGAGUGUCGCACCUACCAGGGCAGCAGAUACCACUCCAGAACGCUUCAGUUGCUGACUACGGGAUCGACGGUCAACUCUACGAACCGAGCAUGAUUCCAGUAAGCCAUACACAACCAGACCAACGCAAGAUAUCACUGUCGUUCCUCCUGAACUAUGCGGAUCCAAAGAAUACAACAAUAUCAGAGGCUUUCUAUCCUGGCUUGACGGCUCGCGGGAGUCAGGACGUCGGCGAAGACGUGCCGGAACCUGCAUCACCGAGUCUCCACGAUAUUGACACAUUUGUUCCGUUGGAAACUGCGGCUUUGAACGAUCUCUUCCGUCGUCAGACUUUGGUGAACCACGACAUCGACAAGACUGCCCCGGAAAGCGAGGACUGGCUGGAUACCUGGGACGAUACAGACAGUCCUAUGCCCGGAGUACCAUGGCCGGACGUUCACCCUUGCAACAAACUAAUUGAUUCGCUGACCCAGUUUACUCUGUCAUUGCCAGCGGGCCACCAGGAAAAAGCACCAAACGCGAAGCUUGCAAAGAGCUCUGCAUUGUUUUCCGCACAAAGUCUCGAACGGCUUAUAGGACUAUAUUUCCGAGAAUGGGGCCCACAUACGCCUGUUAUCCAUCAAGCAACGUGGUGUCCGUAUGAUACGAUGCCGCACCUGCUUCUGGCGAUGAUGCUCAUCGCCGCAACCUUAUCGCCAUCCACAGACGAAGCCUGCCUCGCUAAUAACAUGAUUGAUCUCGCCGAUGAUUACGUCUUUCGCAACCCGGUUUUUCAGAAGACUAUAGCAGGCUGCCUCCAGAGCGAGAAUUUCACUGCGAAGGAAGCUUUGCAAGCGCUCCAGGCUGUCUUUCUCAUGUCACAAAUUCAACUUCGAACAGCACCUAUACGCAAGCGGAAGGAGAUUCGCAAGGAUCGAUUUGACCAGAUAAUCUUAGCUUGUCGAGGACUCAGACUUUUGGAGUCAAAGAACUCGUUUUGGCACAACAAGGACGAGACAUUUCAUUGGGAGGAGUACGCGGCCAGCGAGGCCAGGAUUCGUCUAAUUUGCGGGAUUUUCAACCUUGAUGCGAGCUUCACGAUUCUAUACAACUCGUCGCCUCGCCUGUUUGGAGAAGAAAUGGAAGUGGACAUGCCCGGACCGCUUGAGGCAUUCAUCGCAACCAGUCCGGGCGAAGCUGAACAAGCAGCUUCGGAGUCGCGCAAGUCUGAGCACCUCACCCUGGCGACGCUGUGCGAUAUUUUCAUGCGGAAGGACCUGGAGGUAGAAACGUCUGUCAAGUUGAAGGAUUUGACAAUACUGGAUCUGUUCAUCGUUGUGCUUGCACUCCUGCAAUUCCUGUGGCUAUCGCCAUAUAAUUCUACCAAAGCAGACACCAUAUGCCGAGUUUCGCAGGCGCUGAUGAGGUGGAAAACUGCGUGGGACCACCAGAAUUCGAUCUUGACAGCUCAAGAACUGGAAAGAUAUGGGUUCCCCAGAAUGGCGGCUCUUGAGUUUUGGCAAUUGGCGAUGUUCAUGGUCGACCAGGGAAAGACCAGGCUAGACGAUACGAUGCUAUUGAGCAACGAUCCCGGGACAAGUGAGGAGGUCUCCGUCCACGCUAUCCUCAAGAACAUUGAUAGAAGAUGAGUUAUAUUAUUCGCAACAACACUGUCUGCUCCGCUGGAGAGGUACGGUCAAGUAAAAAUAAAGAAGACGCAAACACGUCGACCAAUUCAUUCCCCUCACGACGCGUCAAAAC